GGUCGUACGAUCAUCACAUCACGCUGCAGACGAAAAGCUCUCUUCAUCACUCUCUCUCGGAGUAGAAUGAAACUGUGAGAGAAAGCCCUAAAACCCACCACCGCGAAGAAAGAUGGAUCGUAAGGGAAAGGGAAAACAAAUCGCCGGAGCUGGAUCCUCUUCCGGAAAGAAACGGAAAGGAGGAGGAGGAGUCGAGUUUAGAGACGAAGGCUUGAGGAUUAACAGUAAGCGUAAAAAACCUGGGGUUCUUCAGUUCUUCGAGGAAUCCGCCGAGGUUGGGUACUAUGGAGGUAGCUCCGACGAGGAAUGCGACAUGGAUGAUCUCUUCAACGAUAUGGAAGAUGAGCCUGAGGUAGAGACAAGUGGAAAAGAUGACAAGGGGGGAAAGGGAAAAGGCAGCUCUUCCUUUGUUUUCCCCAAGGAAGAGGAGAUGAAUGAGGAUGACUACGAUAGAAUGAUGGAAGAAAGAUACAAACCUGGUUCUGGGUUUGUUAGAUACGCAGCUGAUGAUGUGAAAAGUUCCAUCGAGAUGGAUGCUCUUGUUCCUACUGCUCAUGAUCCUCCGAUAUGGAAAAUAAAGUGUGCGAUUGGACGGGAGAAGCAUUCAGUCUUCUGUCUCAUGCACAAAUUUGUGGAGCUGAGGAAGAUAGGCACCAAACUAAAGAUCUUGUCUGUCUUCUUUGUGGAGCAUGUCAAGGGGUUUAUCUUCAUAGAAGCUGACAAGGAACAGGAUGUUCUUGAGGCAUGCAUGAGUUUGAACGGAAUCUACGCCACUCGGAUGAUGCUACUUCCUAAAUCUGAAGCUCCACAUCUGCUCACUGUACAAAGAAAAACCAAAACCUUUUCUGAGGGAACAUGGGCUCGUAUUAAGAGUGGUAAAUACAAAGGAGAUCUUGCUCAGGUUGUGGCUGUGAGUGACACUCGGGGAAAAGCUCUGAUAAAGUUGAUUCCAAGGAUUGAUAUAGCGGCACUGACCCAAAAAUAUGGUGGAGGAGUUGCUGUUCAGAAAGGCCUAAACCCAGCUCCAAGAUUGAUCAGUUCAAGCGAGCUUGAGGAGUUCAGACCUAUCAUUCAAGUUAGACGUGAUCGUGACACUGGAAUGACUUUUGAGCAUCUUGAUAGCCUGAUGCUGAAAGAUGGCUUCCUGUACAAAAAAGUAUGCUUGGAUUCACUCACUUCCUGUGGGGUUAAACCGUCAAAGGAGGAGAUACUAAAAUUCACUCCUUUAGAAGAGAAAGAAACUGGUGACGUGGAGUGGAUUUCCGAAAUUUAUGGUGAAGAAAAGAAGAAGAAGAAUAUUCCCGCUGGCAAAGGGGUUGAGAAAGGAGAAGGAUCAGGGGGUGGAAAAGGAGAAGGAUCUUCAGAAUCUCAGUCAGAGAGUAGCCAUGAGUUAUAUAAUCUAGUUUGUUUCAGUCGAAAAGACUUCGGUCUGAUUGUGGGAGUGGAUGACAAAGGCGACGGCUACAAGGUUCUGAAAGAAGGUUCUGAUGGACCUGUUGUAGUCAGUGUUGGAAAAAAGGAGAUGCAGGAACCGUUCGACUCAAAAUUCUCUGCCCUGGAUCUGAAUAACAAACAAAUUUCGAUCGGUGAUGUUGUGAAGAUUGCCAAAGGCCCAUCUGAGGGUAAACAAGGAGUUGUGAGGCAAGUAUACAGAGGGAUUAUAUUUCUUUAUGCUGAGGGUGAGGAAGAAAAUGGUGGAUAUUUGUGUUGCAAAUCACAAUCGUGUGAGAAAGUCAAACUUUUCACUGAAGAAUCCAAUGACAAGACUGGUGGAUUUGACGCUUCUGCUUUUGGAGAUUCUGCAUCCUCUCCUAAAUCGCCAUUAUCUCCUGAAAAAGAGUGGCAGCAGCAGCCCAAGGAGAAAUACAUUAACUCCAACCAGGGAGACAAAGGUAGCAUGUAUUCUAUUGGCCAAAAGCUGAGGAUACGUGUAGGUCCACUGAAGGGGUAUCUCUGCCGUGUAAUAGCGUUGCGUUAUUCAGAUAUUACCGUGAAGCUUGAUUCCCAGCAUAAAAUUUUCACAGGUUUGUUUACAUGUGUUUACACCUUCGAUUCAAUACUUUCUGCUGUGCUUCUGAAUAUUUUUCAAUGGCGUGCUUCAGUUAAAAGUGAGCAUCUUGCUGAGGUUCGUGACAGAAAUACUAUGCCAAGUACGAGUGGGGAUGCUGGGAUGGGUUCCUUUCAACAAUUUGACAUGCUUGGAACAACAGAAGGCAACAAUGGAGACUGGGCAAAAGGAGCAGGCACGUCAGAAGAUAACACUUCAACGUGGGGCAAUACAGCAGCUGAGAACAAACCUGACUCUGCUGGUGAUCAAUCCGGUGGUUGGAAUGCCUGGGGUAAACCACCUGUUCCUGAAGCUAGCACUGUUGGUGCUUGGGGAGAUGCAAGUGCUCCAAAAGUUGAAGCUUCUUGGGGAAAACAAGGAGCUUCAACUUCCAAUGUUGAAGAUUCAGGUUCUUGGGGUAAGCAUGGUGGAAGCUCUGAUGGUAAUAAACAAAACGAUGACUCAGCAUGGGGUAAACUAGUUGAAGAAUCAAGCCAGAAGAAAGAAGAAUCUUCUUGGGGAAAGAAAACGGGAUCUGAUUCUGAUUUGGGAAAAGGAAAUGGAGAAUCUACUUGGGGCAACAAAGAUGGAAAUUCCAGCGCAAGUAACAAAGAGGGAGUUUCCUGGGGGCAACAGGAUAAAGGCUCUGACGGGAACCAGGGAGGAUCAUCGUGGGGUAAGAAGAACAACAGUGUUAAAGAUGACGGAGGCUCAACGUGGGGUAAGAAGGAUGAUGGAGGCUCAACGUGGGGUAAGAAGGACGAUGGAGGAUCUUCAUGGGGCAAAAAGGCUGAUGAUGUUAUUAAGGAUGAUGGAGGAUCAUCUUGGGGCAAAAAGGCUGAGGGUAAUAAGGAUGAUGGAGGAUCAUCUUGGGGCAAAAAGGCUGAGGGUAAUAAGGAUGAUGAAGGAUCAUCUUGGGGCAAAAAGGUUGAGGGUAAUAAGGAUGAUGGAGGAUCAUCUUGGGGUAAAAAAGUUGACGGUAAUACGGAUGAUGGAGGAUCAUCUUGGGGCAAAAAGGCUGACGAUAAGAAUGAAGGAUCGUCUUGGGGUAAAAAGGUUGAGAGUGGAUCUUCUUGGGGGAACAAGGAUGGGGGAUCUUCUUGGGGGAACAAAGAUGGUGGAUCUUCUUGGGCCAAAAAGGACGAUGGGGGGUACUCAGAACAAACAUUUGAUAGGGGAGGACGUGGGUUUGGUGGUAGAAGAGGUGGCGGUCGUCGAGGUGGUAGGGAUCAGUUUGGGAGGGGAAGGUCCUUUGGUCAUUCGGAGGAUCAAGCUCCAUGGAGUAAACCAGGUGGUGGUGGCGGUUCAAGCUGGGGUAAGCAAGACAGUGGUGGAGGCGGUUCAAGCUGGGGUAAAGAUAAUGAUGCUGGUGGUGGAUCUAGCUGGGGCAAGCAGAAUAAUGCUGGUGGUGGCGGCGGUUCAAGCUGGAGUAAAGAUAAUGAUGCUGGUGGUGGAUCUAGCUGGGGCAAGCAGAAUAAUGCUGGUGGUGGCGGUUCAAGCUGGGGUCAAGAGAAGGAUGCUGGUGGUGGAUCGAGCUUGGGAAAGCUCGGCAGUGAUGGCGGAGGCUCUAGCUGGGGGAAGAAAAAUGACACUGGUGGUGGCGGUUCAAGCUGGGGUCAAGACAAUAAUGCUGGUGGUGGAUCAAGCUGGGGGAAGCAAGCCAGUGAUGGGGGAGGCUCUAGCUGGGGGAAGAAAAACGAUGCCGGUGGUGGUGGCGGCGGUUCAAGCUGGGGUAAAGAUAAUGAUGCUGGUGGCGGUUCAAGCUGGGGAAAGCAAGGCAGUGAUGGUGGAGGCUCUAGCUGGGGAAAGAAAAAUGAUGCUGGUGGUGGCGGUUCAAGCUGGGGAAAGCAAGGCAGUGACGGGGGAGGCUCUAGCUGGGGGAAGAAAAGUGAUGGUGGUGGUGGUGGUUCAAGCUGGGGUCAAGAGAAUAAUGCUGGUGGUGGAUCUAGCUGGGGAAAGCAAGGCAGUGACGGCGGAGGCUCUAGCUGGGGGAAGAAAAAUGAUGCUGGUGGUGGCGGCGGUUCAAGCUGGGGUCAACAGGGUGGUGGUGGUGGUUCUGCUUGGGGUAAGCAGAACAACGAUGGUGGUGGAGGACAAAGCUGGUCCAAACAAGAUGAUGGCGGUUCUAAACCGUGGGGAGAACAGAGUGGUGGUCGUGGGUUUGGAGGAAGAAGAGGAGGGGGAUUCCGAGGAGGUUUCCGCGGAGGUAGAAACCAAUCAGGUAGAGAUGGAGGAGGACGCUCGUUUGAAUCAUCUGGCUGGAAGAGAGACAAUCAAGAAAACACCACUUGGAAGAGCAACCAGAGUGGUGGAUCAGACUGGAAAAAAGGAUGGGGAGAGGAUUCAAACAGUGCAAAGCCAUCUGAUUCAUCAUCAGCUGGUGGAAACUGGGGUAGCUGGGAUACUAGUUCCAAGAAAGAAACCAGUGCUGGUGGAGGCUGGGGUGCUAACUCCAAGAAUGAAACCAGUACUGGUGGAGACUGGGGUAGUAACUCAAAGAAAGAAACCAAUGCUGUUGAUGGUGACAAACCAAGCAAUGAAAACAAAGCAGCGGCAGCUUGGGGAACCGCUAACGAUCAGGAGAAUGCAGGAAACAACAAUGAUGGUUGGGGCAAAAAGCCAAGUGAUGAUGUUAAAACGAGUGGAGAAGCUGAUAAUGCUUGGGGAGGCAAGACAAACGCAGGAGCAUCGUCAUCAAGUGGCUCUGCGUGGUGAACCGGAGCCAAAAAAAUCCGGAUGGUAAUAAAAAGUCCUGAAGUGACUUGUAAGUAGGUCUCUCGUUAUCUCUCUAUCUAGUCUAUAAAGCCCAUGUUUAGUUGAAACGCUACGAAGUGUCUCUCUUUUUAGUCCUUUGUUAAUGACCCUCGAGGUUUGAAAACCUCUUAGGUUUGUUUAUGGCCGUGACUAAAGGGUCAUCAAGGACUGGUUAUGUAGGCUCUUUUGACUUUUGUGACAUAUCGGAGUUUCAUUUUCA
Brassica napus (rape) is the source of this 5021-nucleotide messenger RNA. RefSeq names its product protein RNA-directed DNA methylation 3-like. Gene Ontology annotation, biological process: transcription elongation-coupled chromatin remodeling; transcription elongation by RNA polymerase II; regulation of DNA-templated transcription elongation. Gene Ontology annotation, molecular function: mRNA binding. Gene Ontology annotation, cellular component: DSIF complex. NCBI's taxonomy places the organism in Eukaryota, Viridiplantae, Streptophyta, Magnoliopsida, Brassicales, Brassicaceae. The record is from RefSeq and is a predicted model, not a curated record. The transcript has 15 exons. The coding region runs from base 113 to 4762 and encodes 1549 amino acids.